Exophiala dermatitidis NIH/UT8656 is the source of this 1437-nucleotide messenger RNA. RefSeq names its product peptidylprolyl isomerase. The record is from RefSeq and is a predicted model, not a curated record. Lineage: Eukaryota; Fungi; Ascomycota; Eurotiomycetes; Chaetothyriales; Herpotrichiellaceae. The transcript has 3 exons. Gene Ontology annotation, molecular function: peptidyl-prolyl cis-trans isomerase activity; RNA binding. Bases 1 to 1437 code for a protein of 478 amino acids. Gene Ontology annotation, cellular component: nucleus. Gene Ontology annotation, biological process: protein peptidyl-prolyl isomerization.
AUGAGUGUUCUGCUAGAGACUUCAUUGGGCGAAAUCGUUAUCGACUUGCUGGUCGAUAAUGCGCCCAAAUGUUGUGAGAACUUUUUAAAGCUGUGCAAAGUCAAGUAUUACAAUUUCUCGCCAUUCCACAGUGUUCAGAAGGGCUUCUCGUGUCAAACGGGAGACCCUCUUGGACCCGAUUCGCCUGAGAGCGAUGGCGGAAGUUCAGUUUGGGGGCUUAUUUCCGGACCGUCAAAAAAAAGUUUCGUGGCCGACAUCGAUCCCAAGUUGAAGCAUACCCAGCGGGGGACUGUCAGUAUGGCCACCGUACCUUCACCCAACGACCCUGACCAACGGCUCGCUGGUAGUCAGUUUAUCAUCACCCUCGGUGAUAAUAUUGACUAUUUAGACGGAAAAGCCGCCCCUUUUGGUAUGGUGGUUGAAGGGUUUGACACCCUCGAGAAGAUAAACUCUGCGUUUACAAAUGCGAACGGUCGACCACUGAAAGAUAUCAGGAUACGCCACACUGUGAUCCUAGAAGAUCCUUUUCCUGAUCCUCCGGGGCUAGUUGUGCCGGAUAUGAGUCCCGCUCCUACCAAGGCGCAAUUAGCCACAGUUAUGAUCGCUGAUGAUGAAGAAUUGGAGGAAGAAGUGGACGAGGCUGCCAUGGAGAAGCUGCGACGAGAACGAGAAGCACGCGCUCAGGCCCUGACCCUGGAAAUGGUCGGAGACCUUCCAUUUGCAGAAGUCAAGCCGCCGGAAAAUGUCCUGUUCGUGUGCAAAUUAAAUCCCGUGACCAAUGACGAAGACUUGGAAUUGAUCUUCAGUCGGUUCGGGAAGAUAUUGUCAUGUGAAGUGAUCAGGGACAAGCGCACAGGUGACAGUCUUCAGUAUGCUUUCAUUGAAUUCGAAAACCAAAAGGAUUGUGAGCAAGCCUACUUCAAGAUGCAAGGUGUCUUGAUUGAUGACCAUCGGAUACAUGUGGACUUCUCCCAGAUUGGAGGAACGCGACAAACUCUAAGAGGGCGAGACAAACAGGAGGUUUUGGUGGAAUUGCUAGCCUGGAGAAGAAACGACAUUACCGGGAGCAGGAUGGUCAGGGGCACCGCGGACGAGAUUAUCGAAUGGUCUUCGACAGGGAUGAAAUUCGCCGCAAUAGAGACGGCCAGCCCGGGCAGGACCAUGGAACAUCCCGAAGUCGGAGCCCACGGGGUGACAGACGAAGCAUGGAGCGUGAUGAUCGCGGAAAAGAUAGGAGAUACCGAAGCGAAUCUCAAGAGGGGCGUAGAGAUCGGUAUGAUGGGCGAAAUCGCGACAGGUACAAAGACAGAAGCAGGGAGAGAGACAGGCGGCGGGACGGGUACCGGCCCAGUUCGUGGAGAGAGAAGAAUAGAUGAAGCAUGGUUGUACCUGUACAUGUAUAUCAUUGCACAACAAGCACUUGAAAGGGACAUAUGA